This is a messenger RNA of Colletotrichum karsti, 2349 nucleotides long. RefSeq names its product transcription initiation factor tfiid. NCBI's taxonomy places the organism in Eukaryota, Fungi, Ascomycota, Sordariomycetes, Glomerellales, Glomerellaceae. Bases 1 to 2349 code for a protein of 782 amino acids. The transcript is spliced from 4 exons. Gene Ontology annotation, molecular function: protein binding; RNA polymerase II general transcription initiation factor activity. Gene Ontology annotation, cellular component: transcription factor TFIID complex. Gene Ontology annotation, biological process: transcription initiation at RNA polymerase II promoter. The record is from RefSeq and is a predicted model, not a curated record.
AUGUCGGGCAACCCGCCUGGGCAGACGCCCGUACCCAUCCCCACGCCGGGAGGCGGAUCGGUCACUUACCAACCGCCACCACCACCUCAACAGCAACAACAGCAGCAGCAGCAGGCGCAACAGCAACAACAACCCGUAUCGACGACGCCGAUUCCUGCUCCCAUAUCGACGACGCCUGUUCCCGUACCUGCUACUACGCCGGCACCUGCGCCCGCGCCUGCCACCGCUCCGAUGUCGAACCAGAACUUGAACCAGAUUGUUACGGACUACCUGCUCAAGCGUGGUUACACUAGAACGGAAACCAUCUUUCGUCAGGAGUCCAGUCACCUCGGUCCCGAUGGCAGGCCAAUCCACAAUAAGGUUGAUGAGUUGGGCCCCAAGAAGUACUUGAAGGCGUUCAACCUGCUGCGCGAGUGGUUCGAGUUGAACAAGCUGCUCUGGCCUGUUUUCGUCUACUCUUGGCUCGAGUUGGUCACUCAAGGAUAUUCGGAGGACGCCAAAAGCCUUCUCAACACGCUGAAGCCCUACUUCGAGAACAUCCACGCCGACGACCUCAAGACCUUUUCCACAAUCACCCUUCCUCUCCACGUCAAGGAGAACCCGACCACCAAGCUGUACCGCGAGAACAAGUACCGCAUCCCCUUGAACCAGCAUGUCAGCGGCAACCUGUUCCACUUCCUCGAGCGCGAGCGUGACAACGGAGGUGCCGUUAUCACCUACAUCCUCCAAACCUUUUGCCAGCUGGACUCGACCGCCCGCGGUCCCAUCGAGCCCUUCAGUUUCGAAGCUAUCUACCGUCGUAGCCAGAACUUGGACUAUGACGAGGUGGAUCUCCAGGAAGGCAUCCCCGGAGUCUUUACAGGCAUCUCGAACCGAGACCUGUUGGACAAGACUGCGCCUCUCAAGCUCGGCUCUUUGCCCAUGGAGGAGGACCUCCGUGACGACGUUCGGGCCGAGCUUGCGGACGAGGACGCACUCAACCCCCCGCCUGAUGGUAGACCUACUCUCGUUGAUGAGUUCGAUCGGAAGAUCAAGCGUGAGGAGAGCGCCGAUGGCCCUACCAGGGCCGACCUCCCUCUCCCGCCGUCCCGCGCUCGCGACGUUGUAAUGGAAAUGCAGAAGGUUAGGGAGAAUCGUGAUCGUUUCAAGAUCGAGGGCCGUACUGGAGGCGUUGGUGUUCCCGUCAGCGCAUGCAUGUUCACAUUCCACAACACACUCGGAAGCGUCUCAUGCAUGGACUUCUCACAAGACCACGAGCUGGUUGCCGUCGGAACCACAGACUCUUACAUUCGCGUUUGGCACCUGGAGGGCAAGGCUUUGAAGUCCAAGAGGGCCGAUGAGAAGGACUUCAAGUUCAACAACCGCAAGUUGAUUGGCCACUCUGGACCUGUGUAUUCCGUCUCGUUCUCGGACGCGAUCGCUGGGCUCGAGCACGCGCCGUUCGGCGACGAGGGCAAGGGGGAGCAACCUAUUGAAACCGGCUCAAAACUGCUGCUGUCGGCAUCUGCAGACGGUACCGUUCGCAUCUGGUCUCUCGACAUCUGGGCUUGCGUAUGCGUCUUCAAGGGCCACGACGGCCCGGUUCUGAGGGCAAGCUGGGGUCCUCACGGACACUACUUCUUGACCGGUGGAUGGGACAAGACGGCCCGUAUCUGGAUGCAGGAUCACGCCUCUGCUCAGCGCAUUCUGGUCGGACACGACUCGAGCAUUUCUGCUGUCGCUUGGCAUCCUAACGGUACCUACGUCUUUACCGCGUCCGACGAAACUGACAAGUCGGUUCGUAUGUGGUCCGUAGUUACUGGCCAAUGCGUCCGCGUCUUUACGGGUCACACUGAUUACAUCUCAUCGCUCGAGUGCGCGCCCAACGGCAAGAUCCUCGCCAGUGCUGACAACAGCGGUAACAUUUUCUUUUGGGACAUUCAGAAGGGAGCCCGCAUCAAGCGCUCUCGCGGCCACGGCAAGGGUGGCAUUUGGUCGAUGAGCUUCAGCGUCGAGUCCAACGUGCUGGUGUCUGGUGGCCAGGACGGCACAGUCCGCGUUUGGGAUGUCGACCUCCCCGCAGAGGGCCACAAGGCGCUUCAGCCGCAGCAAGGAACGGCCCCCGCGCAAGAAGGAGGUGACACCAUCGUUGCUGCUACUGGACAGACCGAGCGCCAGAACGCCAGCAAUCAGGGAAACACUGGUGGCAGCUCCAGCGCCGCAGGCGGAAGCAAGAAGAAGGGCAAGGAGGUCAUGAUCACGCCCGACCAGAUCAGCGCGUUCCCGACGAAGAAGACGCCUGUAAUGAAGGUGCAGUUCACCCGCAUGAACUUGAUUGUGGCCGGAGGCUGCUACGAUCCCGAUCGCUGA